Messenger RNA from Ilex paraguariensis (yerba mate), 309 nucleotides. NCBI's taxonomy places the organism in Eukaryota, Viridiplantae, Streptophyta, Magnoliopsida, Aquifoliales, Aquifoliaceae. The record is from the annotation of a GenBank genome assembly.
AUGUUAAAGGUCACAACACCUGUUUCAAGAUCAGUUAAUGUUCGAUUUGUUCAUCCUUUAAACAUCCCAGAGUCUGCUGAAGUAAUUCAACAGAGGUGCCAAACAAGAGCUAUAGAAGCUGAGCAUAAUUUGGCUUGUGCCCGGUCAGAAGAUGGUGCAAAUCAUACAACUAUAAAGUCUCCCACAGGUAGGGUUGACCCAUCUUGUGAUGCUCUGAAUGACUUAUCAACUCUUUUAGAAUUAUCUCUGCGAUCCCACAAUAAAGAUCUUGCCACAUUAAAUUCCAUCUCAGGUAUUUGUGGAGACUAA